Quercus lobata is the source of this 727-nucleotide messenger RNA. RefSeq names its product protein yippee-like At4g27745. Bases 202 to 522 code for a protein of 106 amino acids. The record is from RefSeq and is a predicted model, not a curated record. The transcript has 4 exons. Lineage: Eukaryota; Viridiplantae; Streptophyta; Magnoliopsida; Fagales; Fagaceae.
AAGUCCUCAGUAGAAUUAAAGAAUCAUCUCUCUCUUUCUCUCUCUCUCUCUUUCUCUGAAGUCACAGAAUCAAGGUCUAAUUCUAGGGAGCUGCCACCGUGAAUCUGAGUCAGACUGGUCAGACUUUUGGGUCAUCAUCAUUUCAUCAUUUGAGCUUGUUGUAGGCAUAUUGGUCUUCGGAGCUGAAAAAAUUGUUCGAUAAUGGCUGAAUUGAUGGGGCCACGAUUGUACAGCUGUUGUAAUUGUCGGAACCAUGUUUCACUUCAUGAUGAUAUAAUUUCCAAGGCUUUUCAGGGAAGAAAUGGCCGAGCUUUUUUGUUCUCCCAUGCAAUGAACAUUGUGAUAGGGCCAAAAGAAGAUAGGCAUCUCAUGACUGGUCUCCACACUGUAGCUGAUAUCUAUUGUGCUGAUUGCCAUGAGGUGUUGGGUUGGAAGUAUGAAAGAGCUUAUGAGGCAACACAGAAGUACAAGGAAGGAAAGUUCAUAUUGGAGAAAUCGAAGAUUGUUAAGGAGAACUGGUAGCAUUUUGUUAGGGGGUCCUCAUCCCAUUCCUUCCAGCACUGAUGUUUACUUUCUAGCGGUACAUGAAGUUCAUCUUGUACAGGAAGCUCUCACCCAUUUGCAAAUGUCAUUGUUUCUCAUUGUUCAUUCGUGCGAUGUACUUAUCUCUGGAAUUUGUAAUUUGAGUAUUCAUAUUCUGUGUUAAUAAAAUCACGGUAUUGUUCAA